AUGUUUAGGGAGGAAUCACCUAAAGCUAGAUCUCGUUACACAUCUAAAUGGACUCGCGAAGUCAUUGAACAAACUGAUGCAGGGCGAGAUGUAGAAUACAACUAUCGGGAAGAGUCUCGUCGACCUCGUGCCUAUAGCGAAAGACAAAAGAAAUCGACUCGUGCUCCAUCUCGCUCACCUUCAUACAGGAGGACUACUCCUAGACGCUCAUCAUCUCAAAAGCCUCCUCACAGAUCAACACGAGGAUGCCUCCCUGGCUUCCUAGCAUGGCUUUUGGUCAUCGCUGGGGUAUACACUACCUGGUAUACUUCAGCCAUCAGCACUCAAACUGCACAGCAAACUUUGCCCAGUUUUUUCGGGUUCGGCAACACCAGAUUGUCCGAGAGUUCAAUUGAACGUUUAAUCCCUAAUAUCGUGCAUAUCCUAUCCGAAGACCAUGGCAAUAUCAUCGAGGCAAUUAAGCUCCACGACGAGUUUCCAACAAACGACAUCUCACACUUUCCAGGCAAAUCCCGUGACUCGAUGCAGGAAAAGAUCUCAAUCAUCACGCAACACCGCGAUAUUAAACGGGCUCUUGGACGUAUCAAGAAUGACAGAGAUCAAAUACUGCAUACGAUCAGCCGCGAAUCCACAUCACUAAUACAUUCUUUCGAACUACAGAAAAAGUCCAUGGAUCCUUGGAAAGGACAUGAGAAUAAAGUCAUCGACACUGUUAACAAAUGGCCAAGCUAUAUAGCAAGUCUGGGACACAGGCUCUCGGAGUUGACUGCAUGGUGUGAGAAAUUGCACGCAGAGACUGAGCAAUUACUGUGGACUAGAGACAGACAAGCACGAGCUGACGCACGCAUACUGCAGACCGACAGAAUCACCCUCGCGAAGAUCCAGAAGGUCUUGUCUUUGGUCAAGUCGACAGAGGCCAGUGCAUUGAAAGCAUACAAUAUGGCUAAAGCGGUCGGAGCGAAAAUGGAAGAGCAACCUCGGUCGAAGCGUGUUGGGUUCUUAGGACCUGUUCCUGUUCCUCCAUUUGAUGAUGAUGUACUCUCUCCAAAAGCUGGGCUGCGAUUCGCAUCCACGUUCUCACAUUUUGAGCCACGACGUUCGGGGGAUGGACCUCGCUACGAGGGCGACGAUUUCUCUGACCGCAAACUCUUUCCCUUCGGAAGCGAUGUACGCGACUACCAAAAGUACGAGGAUUUUCCCUCUCCUGCCCAAGUAGAUCCACCUCGCAAGAGAGCUCAAUCUACUUCACGUGUGAGAAGUAUUUCUAAACACCGUACUGCUGUGGAGAAAACCCGCAAGCCAACAUCUUUAUGGUGGACACUUCAAUGGAAUCUCGUCAAACUGCUGCUUCUGCUUAAGCUGUUGCUUAUUUUUUGGCAAUGCUUGACUAGGAUUACGCCAAUGGAGCGCCGGGCCUCUUUUCGAUUGGUGGAGGAAUUUAAACAUCAGUUAUGUCAAAUUCCAGGUACUUCGAUGGUUCUCAAUUGCAACCUACACAAUAGCGAUGCUUUGGGACCGGCUCAGAAGUCUAUCAACUAUCUGAUCCCCGGGGCUGUCCACGCCAUCUCCAGGGAUACGAAUACCAUUCCGGACGCUCUGGAUGCUAUAAUUUUGUUCCAGGGCGAUGCACUGGAGUUUUACCACAGACCUCGCAAACCGAGAACAACAGUCUACAAACUCACAUCCAACGUCCGCACCGACUUGCUCCGCCUCGUGGACGACAGAGAUAGAUUUUUAAAGCAGAUCAACAGUGAUGCAACCAAGAUCGUCCAAUCAUACGAUCCACGAGCUAAGUCUACGGCUCCUUGGACUAAUAAUCAAUACGCCGUUACCAACACUAUUAAAAGCUGGUUCGAACCACUAGAGCAAAUGUCAUAUCGUAUAGAUAGACUUGGCACUUCAUGCGAUACACUCUACAAACAUACACAACGCCUAAUCUACACCGCGGAUAACCCCACCGAUAGCAAAUCAAUCUGGCUAACAACCUCCAAGCCCAAGCCCAAAUCUACAUUCCCACGUAUGCAUCAAGACCACAAAGCCCUCCUCGAUAAACUCAUCCAAACGUCUUCGGCAUUGAAAAAUGCACAAGCCAGUAUCCGCAGAGCAUAUACCUUUGCCAGAGCUGCUGAGAAGGAGAUGAAAGCGCAAAGAUCAUCAUUGCGUAAAACAGCAUAUACUCAUGGUAUUUCCUCUUUCGAUGGUAAAAUCGUUGAUGCGUUUGAAGAAGCGAGGAUAUUGGCAGGGACACCGGGAGGUGGAAAGUCUUUAUUCACUGGUGCUAAAGUCAGACUUUUGACAUAUGUUGAAUGGUUGUUGGAAGAGGUUGGGAAGGAAUAGUGGGACAUGAGAUAGAUGAUAUGGAGGUAAAGAGAGAAUUAGAAUGGCAGAUAGAUGACAUUGUAACGAUAGCAGUUUAUCAGGUGGUGUUUUUUUGCGUAUAUGUCUUUCAAGGGAGUGACAUGUUGCAAAGUGCGAGAUCGAAGCUCGAGCUCGUAAGAGUCGCCAAGAUUUCCAU
This is a messenger RNA of Aureobasidium pullulans EXF-150, 2515 nucleotides long. RefSeq lists its product as uncharacterized. Bases 1 to 2337 code for a protein of 778 amino acids. Lineage: Eukaryota; Fungi; Ascomycota; Dothideomycetes; Dothideales; Saccotheciaceae. The transcript has 3 exons. The record is from RefSeq and is a predicted model, not a curated record.